Molecule: messenger RNA, 4027 nt
Organism: Seriola aureovittata
Lineage: Eukaryota; Metazoa; Chordata; Actinopteri; Carangiformes; Carangidae
Gene: sh3gl1b
Product: SH3-domain GRB2-like 1b
Exons: 10
Coding region: 350-1453 (367 amino acids)
Biological process (GO): synaptic vesicle uncoating
Cellular component (GO): presynapse; glutamatergic synapse; cytoplasm
Molecular function (GO): protein binding
Source: RefSeq, a predicted model, not a curated record
CUGAUUUCUUCAAAGUGGCUUGAGCAGAAUCGGGCCUCUGUAUAUCGUACCAAUCUACCUUAGACAGUUCGUGCUUGGAUUUUUAGGUCAGGGGAUAACACUGUUGAUUGUGGAGGGUUUUGCACAUCUCACCCCCGGUAUCUGCGGUGACAGUGGGGGAGAAUCACCCUCGACGUGGACGUGGUCAGUUGGCGUGUCCCGACUUGGAGUGACGGCUGUGCAGUCCUAUGAUUCCUCCUAAACAUUGCUGCACUGGCCCCUUUUCUCACAAACUAUACCGCUAACUUUACUUAUUUUGUGACCUACUUACAACUUCAGCGUCGGAACUUGAAGACAGUCGGGGUUCAAGAUGUCUGUAGCGGGCUUGAAGAAACAGUUUUAUAAAGCCAGCCAGAUGGUAAGUGAGAAAGUCGGAGGUGCAGAAGGAACUAAACUCGAUGAUGACUUCAGGGACUUGGAACGGAAAGUAGAUGUGACCAGUAAAGCAGUAGUGGAUGUAAUCUCCAAAACAUCAGAGUACCUUCAGCCCAACCCAGCAUCUCGGGCCAAACUGUCCAUGUUGAACACCAUGUCUAAGAUUCGUGGUCAGGUGAAGAACCCAGGCUAUCCUCAGGCCGAGGGCCUGCUAGGGGAGUGUAUGGGCAAGUAUGGACGGGAACUGGGAGAGGACACUAACUUUGGUGGAGCAUUAGUAGACGUAGGAGAAGCCAUGAAGAGAAUGGCAGAAGUCAAAGACUCUCUAGACAUCGACGUCAAACAGAACUUCAUUGAUCCGUUGCAAGGGCUCUGUGAUAAGGACCUCAGAGAGAUACAGCACCACCUUAAGAAGCUUGAAGGCCGUCGCCUGGACUAUGACUACAAGAAAAAGCGUCAGGGCAAGAUCCCAGAUGAGGAGGUUCGACAGGCCCUGGAGAAGUUUCAUGAGUCAAAGGAAGUGGCCGAGACCAGCAUGUACAACUUGCUGGAGACUGACAUCGAGCAGGUGAGCCAGCUCUCAUCUCUGGUGGAGUCCCAGCUGCAGUACCACAGACAGGCUGUGCAGGUGCUGGAUGAGCUUUCUGACAAACUCAGAGACAGGAUGAAUGAGGCUCAGUCUCGACCAAGACGUGAAUACACACCCAAACCCAAACCUAUCUUUGACUUUGGCGACAACAACCAUUCAAACGGCGGCUACUCAACCUCAAUGGCUCCUCCACCUUCAUGUAACUCAGAGCCGUCUUUUCACUUGGCCAGAUUGUCCUUUCGGAAACCCACAUUGUCUCCGGAGCAGCCGAGCUGUAAGGCACUGUAUGACUUUGAGCCAGAGAACGAGGGAGAGCUGGGCUUCCACGAGGGCGAUAUCAUCACCCUGACCAAUCAGAUCGACGAGAACUGGUAUGAGGGCAUGCUGAAUGGCCAGUCGGGAUUCUUCCCUCUCAACUACGUCGAGGUCCUCGUUCCGCUGCCACACUAAUACAAAGAGAGCAAGAGAGCUGAGAGGAGACUGAUGGAGAUGAGAGAGCAAGUAGAGUUAGUAUAGAGGGAGGAAAGUGAAGCCAAGGGAUGGUCUGCAGAAGAUUCAUUUUCACCUUCAGCUCCAAUGUCAUCCUUACAGAUGAGCACUUUUUGUCAUCUAGAGUUCUGGGGAAGAUGGUUACAUUUCAAAGUCCAGACCAUAAUAUAUCAACCUGUUCCACCCAAAGGUGAAAGGACCUAGACUAAGAUGGACACAAAAUGUCGUUACCCGUUAUCUGACAGUCAGAAACAUUUCUUGAGGACUAACUGAUGAAACAUUUAUAAGCAAUAUUUUUCUUUAACCACAAAUUACUGAUUUAGUAAAGAGAAUUGUAUUAAAUUUGGUGAUUAUUAUGAUGCCUGAGAUGAUGCAUUUAUAUAAUGCUCUCUGUGUGACUGCAGUCUGUUUAAAACUCAGGUUGGUCACCAGCUGAACAGUCAGUUUUCAGACUGGAGAGGCCAACUCAAACUUCGCAGUAAUGUCAUGUAACUUGACUGAAUUUUAGACUUAUUUUUAAACUGAAAAGUUUGUCUGUGCCCCUUUUAAAGAACUGGGUCUCAUCUCUUGAUGCCCCCUGCUGGUGUGAGUGAGAUUUACUUUUACCCAAACUAAAAUUGAACUACAACUGAACAGAAAUGUUUUAGUGGAUCUAAAAAAAAAUCUUCUUCACAUUUUUUAUGAGAAACAUGAGCCAAAAUUUAUCUCACAUGUGUGAUUUAGAUUGUUUUCAGGUUUUGGCCUAUUUGUUAAUGUUCUUUUUCUAAGCUGUGAUGACGAUAGCUUCAGAAGACAACAGUGGGUUCUUUUAUUAUUGUUUCAGUAUUUGAUUUACAUUAGUCUCAACUUAAGACAGUAGUUAUUAAGAGUAAAACUGCUUACUGAAUAAGUGAGAAAAUGUAAUUGCACCUUGGUCCUCAAAUGAGAUUGAUGUGUGUGUGACAGACUUACUCCACCAUUAUACAAAGACCCAAAGUUAAAUGCAGACAUUGCACCUUUUUGUCACUUAAGGCAGGCAUGUGUAGAAAUGCAGAAUGAUUAGUCAUUUAAUGGUUGUUUGUUGGUCUGUUUAAUAGAAGAGACGGAGCCAAAAAGUCUUUAUAAAAUGCAAUAGCAACCCAUUGCUUAGUAAACUGCUAAAUAUUCUUAUACAGCCAUAUAUUCAUUUAGUUUUAGGCCUGUUUGUCUUACAUUGUUAAGUCCUUUACUUUAUUUUCUAAUAGGCGCCUGUUAACUCCGCCUGAAUAGACGACGCUGCUGGCAGCGACUCAGUCUUUCUUAUACAUCACUAACUGUCCUACUUUUUCUGUCUGCCCUCAUGUCUUUGAGAAUGUGAAAGUCAUCUCUGCUUUGAAGCUUGGUCUGACCCUGUGAUUCUGAUCAUUCACAAUGGCUCUGAUUCGAUUUAUUUGUUAGUAUAAUAUGGGUUGAUGUAGACUUCUAUCUAUUGAGACAAGGCUGGUUUCUUGUUUUGGAUCGAGCCACAGUUCACACAUGCAGAUGGAGUUUAAUCCACAAUACACUGGACAGUAUGAGGGAAAGACCUGGAGUGAAAGGGAAACCAUCAAGGGAAAAGUUUGGACUAAUUUGGGGAACCCUUGUUAUCAAACAUUAAAGAAGUAUCGUCAGUCCAAUUGUCUUAGGGGUGAAAAAAGUUUUAAUUGUGAAUGACAAAUACGUGCUCUUUCACUGUUUGCAGUAUCUUUCUGAUCAUCUCUGUUAUGGUGUGUUUGUCCUUCACUCCAUGCUGCCAAACACGUCCCCAAUCCUGAGUUUGGUCCUUGUCUUUACAUGUUUACAUCUCUGAUCUUUCUACAUUUGAUUGCUUGUAUCAAGUUCAGGGUAAAGUUAAAGGACUGUUGGAGGUGCUGUCUCGAUCACACCAUUGUCAAAAAAAAAAAAACAAGUCCUUGCUAGCUUUGUUUUUAGUGCCUUUGGAAAAGAAAGGAGGGAAAGAACCGCAACUAAUACAGCAACCAAAACCUAACCUAGCUACUUAAGAACAAUGGUCAAGAAUUUCUUUUUUCUACUUUUGGUUUUUUUUCUUGCCAUUGGCAUUUUUCCUGUGUAAAGAUGAAAUGCAUGGGUGCACAUAUCUGCACAUUUAUGACACUACAGCAGUUUCCUAAACAUGUUGUGUUUAGAUAAUGUGAGGUUUAUCAGCAAACCACCGAAGGAAACUGUUUUUAUGUAGAUUUUAAUCCAUGUUUUAAAAAAUGUCCCAUUGAUUCCUUUUUUUAAAGGGCUAUGCAUUUGUUUAAUCAGUCUUAAAUGCUCUUUUGAACAGCGUUAAAUCAUUCUGGCUCUCUAUAGUAUUAUUUUUUAUAUACAAGACCUUUAAAUUAAUCUUUGCAUGUAGUCCUGUAUCAAACCUUGUAAAUGUAUGUCUUAGAUUUAAGUGGCCUUUUUACUAUCGGUAUGAGUACAGAAUUUAACCACAAUAUUUUGUCUUUUAUUAUCAAAGUAUUUGUAUGUGCUUCUUUCUCGUCUCCCACCUCCCCCAUUCUUACAAUAAAUAAAAAGAAAAAUGUCUUA